This is a messenger RNA of Clarias gariepinus (North African catfish), 990 nucleotides long. RefSeq names its product trace amine-associated receptor 13c-like. Gene Ontology annotation, biological process: G protein-coupled receptor signaling pathway. The record is from RefSeq and is a predicted model, not a curated record. Gene Ontology annotation, cellular component: membrane. Bases 1 to 990 code for a protein of 329 amino acids. The transcript has a single exon. NCBI's taxonomy places the organism in Eukaryota, Metazoa, Chordata, Actinopteri, Siluriformes, Clariidae. Gene Ontology annotation, molecular function: trace-amine receptor activity.
AUGAACCUGGAAGAGUUUAAUCAGUCUGAUCGCUGUAAGCAUUUCACCUGUCCAGAGAGAUCUGUAUCUCCUGCAGUUUAUAUCUUACUGUAUGUGUGUUCAGCUGCUGUGGUUCUGCUAACAGUGUGUGGAAAUCUGCUCGUCAUCAUCUCUGUUUUUCACUUCAAGCAGCUUCACACACCGACUAACAUGCUUGUGCUCUCUCUGGCUGUGUCAGAUUUCUUUGUUGGUAUGUCUGUAAUGCCACUAAUGCUAAUUUGGACUAUUGAGUCAUGCUGGAUUUUUGGGAGAGUUUUUUGCACCAUUUACUGGCUCAUUAAUAGUCUUCUUACCAUAUCUGUCUACACUAUUGCUCAGAUUGCUGUGGAUCGGUAUUUGGCACUCUCAAAUCCCUUUCUCUACAUGAACAUUGUCUCUGUGAAAAUUACUUGCGCUGCUGUUGUUUUAAACUGGUCUAUAACAGUAGCAUAUAUCUCAGCACUCCUAUAUGUCAAUAGAAACUUUACAAAUUCAGUAAUGUGUCCUGGAGAGUGUGUUCUCCCUAUGAAUAUGGUUUGGACCAUAAUUGAUCUUGUAUAUUCAUUUAUAUUUCCACUUUCUGUCAUAAUCAUAUUGUAUACUCUGGUUUUUGUGAUUGCUAAGAAACAUGCUACUGCUAUCAGAGAGCUUAAUAAUCACACACGGCCUAAAACACAGAAAAUCACCUCACACUCAAUGAAAUCUGAGAGAAAAGCAGCUAAAGUCCUCUGCAUUUUAGUUUCUGUGUUUCUAAUUUGCUUACUUCCAUAUUUUAUCUACAGUUUAUUAAAUGAUCUUAUUGAAAUACAGACAGACACAUUUCAGAAACUUAUGGUAGUAGGUUGUCUUAAUUCCACCAUUAAUCCAGUUAUUUAUGCUCUUUUUUACCCGUGGUUUAGGAGGUGCAUCAAAUUAAUCAUAACUCUGCAAAUAUUUCAGACAGACUCUGCAUUAAUCAAUGUUCUUUCAUAA